UUGGCCAGAGCAGCGGCGGUGGGCGUUGCAUUUAAAGGGCCGUGUGAGUGAUCUGUACGGUACGCAGUAUGGGCCAAUCAUCAUCCAGCAACGGCGGCUGCUCUUCACACCGCUGUAACAGCGCAGCACUCGCGAGCUCCACACGAGUUUGCGUGCAAGGAGUGUUUUGUUCGCCGCAUACCGGUGACCGCUUAGACGAAAAUCCGAUGAAAACCAAAGAGCUGCAAUCUGUUCAGAAGUGCUGGCGGGGCGGUUUUAAAGAGGGGACGACUUUAGUGGAUGUGAGAGUACAUGAGCCGAAAAAACUUAUUUCAAACGCGAGUUCUUCCGGUAAUCAGCAUGCGACCGAAAACUUGAUACUUCUGAAUCGGGACACUGACUUUGAGAGUUCUGUCUCGGAUUCCCAGAGCGGACAGAAAGGAGUACGUGAGGAGAACCAUGAGUGUUGCGUCUCGCCGUGGGACAUGGAAAGAGUGUCAGAAGGAGGUGCCGUGACUCCAGGCAGAGUUUCGGAGGAAAAUGUGACCCAGUGCCUGAACACACCAGACUUUUUAGUAGACUUCAGUUGUUCGUCUCCGUUAGCAAACCAUAAAAUGACCAAAAGUACGUUGCAACCCUCCGUAUCAGGUCGGCUGGGUGGAGAAGUGGAGCAACACGCCUCAUACCCGUUCCCUGGGAUUAUUCCCAAACUAAUAGUCACCCAUGAUGAUUUAGGACCCGGUCAGGACAGUCCGCACAUCAGUGAUUUGACUUUAAGCAUGGGCGGCUUUUCACUGGACAUGCAUCCCGAUGAGGACUCGCCCUGCUCGGACAGCGGCUGCGGAGGCUCCCCUGCGCCCUCUCUGUUCCACAGGAAACUGUCCAACUCCUCCUCUGCUGGAUUAUCCUCUGCCUCGUCGUUUGAGGAAUCGGAGGAUGAUUUCACGGGCAGUGACAUUGAGCCCACCAGUCUGUCCCCCAGCAUGAUCGGCAGUCCUGGUGAACUGACAGGGGCUAAAUCGUGGAGGAAGUUAAAGACCAUGGUGCAUUGCUCUCCAUUUGUGGUUUCAUUUAAGAAACUAUAUCCUUGGGUUCAGCUCGCAGGCCACGCAGAUCAUUUCCAGGCAGGCGAGUAUGGGAAACUGUUGAAGAAGUAUUGUGAAUGUGAGCAGCAGUGUCUGGAGAAGCUGAUGAAUGACAACCUCCGGCCGUUUGUACCUGGUUACUAUGGUAUUGUGCAGCAGAACGACCAGGAUUACAACCUAAUGGAUGAUCUGCUGACUGACUUCGACUCCCCUUCAAUCAUGGAUUGCAAGAUGGGAAGCAGGACAUACCUGGAAGAAGAGCUGGUAAAGGCCCGUGAGCGUCCUCGUCUUAGGAAGGACAUGUAUGAAAAAAUGGUGGCUGUGGAUCCAGGAGCGCCCAGUCGUUUCCACAAAAAAUGUUUCUUGACUACCGGAUCAUGAUUUGUGAAAGAUCAUGUGACAUUGAAGACUCUCAACUCUGUUCACACUCUUUGUGUUUCUUUUUAGAAAGCAGAUGGCACAUGCAACACCAGCUUUAAAAAAACCAAACAUAAGGAGCAGGUGAUGGAGGCCUUGAGUGACUUUGCGGAUGGAAACACACAGUUACUGAGGAGUUAUCUACAGAGGCUGGAGGAGCUGAGCAGCGCUCUAGAGACAUCAGAGUUCUUCAGGACACAUCAGGUGGUUGGGAGUUCUUUGCUAUUCGUGCAUGAUGCUUCAGGCCUGGCCCGAGUAUGGAUGAUUGACUUUGGUAAAACCGUCCCACUGCCACCACCCCAAACCCUGGACCACCGCACGCCCUGGGCCGAGGGAAACCGGGAGGACGGCUACCUGUGGGGUCUGGACAACCUCAUUCAGAUCUUUGGAGACAUGCUGCAGGACGUGACCUCACCCUGAUGGAUGCACAGAACGUGCCUGAGCCCGAAGCAUCACGUGUAGGGACACGUUGAUGGAGGGAGGCACACAACAGGAUAUUAGUCCUGAGAUGAGUGUGCUCUUGUGCUGUCGGAGAGAUAAAAAGCGAACAAAAUAUGAGUGGAAAAACUCAAGCACAUUUUGUCGACAAGCUCACGUCCUUAAUUCUUUUUUUUGCACGUGUGGUGCUGCAGAUCCACAGAAGCUCCACCACAGUCAAAAGACACAGAUACUGAACCCACACAGACUUGAGGAGCAACAGAUGAGAAGAAACUAUCAUUUUAAGGGCGCACAGCCAUGAUUAUUCUUUUAAGAAUAUAUGCUACGUUCACUUGUUUUUUGGGGGGGGGGGGUUACCUACAAAAAUGAUGAUAACACUAUCAAACUGGAAUGUGCUUUUUGUUUUGUUUUCCUUGUAAAUUUUUCUUUGGGUUUCCAUGGUUAUGUAAAUAGUGCUAAUUUUAUUUUUUUUUUA
Sinocyclocheilus anshuiensis is the source of this 2394-nucleotide messenger RNA. It is a transcript of the gene itpkcb, whose product is annotated as inositol-trisphosphate 3-kinase Cb. Gene Ontology annotation, molecular function: inositol hexakisphosphate kinase activity. Gene Ontology annotation, biological process: phosphatidylinositol phosphate biosynthetic process; inositol phosphate biosynthetic process. The record is from RefSeq and is a predicted model, not a curated record. Lineage: Eukaryota; Metazoa; Chordata; Actinopteri; Cypriniformes; Cyprinidae. Gene Ontology annotation, cellular component: cytoplasm; nucleus. The transcript has 7 exons.